AUGAUAAGUGUAAAUCAUAGUUUACAAGAAAUAUCUGGCAUUGAUGACCAACAACCUGGACCAAGUCACCAAGGCCACGCUAGUGUAUGCCUUUUAUGUGGGUGUUCCAUUUUGCGAAGGCAAAGUGACAGAAUAUUGAGAGAUAACCCUACGGACCUGCAACAGUUGAUGUUUACCAUUAUUGAAAACAGGGUUGCUCCAAGACAGGUUACAGAAACUGAUAAGGUAUGUCACCCUUGUUGGUUGCGCACUCAAAGAGAGGCCCGUCGUACCCAUGAUGUUAACAGACCGCAAUCUGCAACUGAGGAGUCGUCAACAGCAGAUAUGCCUGUAGUAGCAGAGGUGGAGCCAUCUGUUUCAAAUGAAGAAAAUGAAGAUGUUGCGAAGCGGCCGCUGCCCGGACCGGAAUCACUAAUUAGACACCCGUUGAUCGCAACGAGGGUACUAUAA
Molecule: messenger RNA, 450 nt
Organism: Parnassius apollo (apollo)
Lineage: Eukaryota; Metazoa; Arthropoda; Insecta; Lepidoptera; Papilionidae
Source: the annotation of a GenBank genome assembly